Molecule: messenger RNA, 3138 nt
Organism: Odocoileus virginianus texanus
Lineage: Eukaryota; Metazoa; Chordata; Mammalia; Artiodactyla; Cervidae
Source: RefSeq, a predicted model, not a curated record
CGCGCGGCGGGGGAUGAAGUACUUGAAGCCGUGGUGGUCGGACGGCGGCAGCCUUCUUCACUUCACCAUCCUGCUGAGCUUGGCGGAGCUCCGCCUGGACCUGGACCUGGACCUAGACCUAGACCUCUACCUGCUGUUUGCGCCGCGCACUCUGNGAGGGGGGGGGCACGCCUGCGCACCUCCACCCUGCGUCCCCGGGGCGGUGGGGUUUGCAGGGGUGGAGGGUUCCGUGACGCUCCCCUUCCCGAUUCCGUGCCACCCUGGGAUGAAACCCAGUGUUGGAUGCUGUCCCAGAUGGCACCCUGCCCCCAUCACUGCUCGGUGCCAACCGGCCUGCGAGGUGUGCGAGGACCUGGAGGCACAGGAGGCUGCUCUUCAAGGACUUCGCUCCCCUGCCCAGGCUCUCCUGGUUGAUAUCUCUUUAGACCAGCGAGGCUGCCAUGGGGGAAAGCUCUGGGGACCUAGGCAGAGCCAGACCUUGGAUGCCCUGAGCCCAGAUUUCCUAAGGGAGAGGGUACCAGUUGUUGCAAGUCCGCAGUAUCUAGAAGCAGCUGGACUACGCGUGGGACCAUUUGCAGAAGGACUUGGUCCUCACUCAGAGGAGCGUGGAGCCCAGGCCUGCCGCUCUCGUGGUCAGUGUGCUGGCCCCGGAGCUUCACUGCUGCCUGCUUAUGUGAUCGGAGCACACUUGUUAACCUCCCUGUGCCUUGGCUCCCUUAUCUGUGAAAUGGUUGAGGUGCAAGUUAAAUGGGUGCCUGCAUUUGUCAGAAUUGUGCAGUUAAGGUUUAUACAGUUCUGGCCAGUUGAGGUGCAAGUUAAAUGGGUGCCUGCAUUUGUCAGAAUUGUGCAGUUAAGGUUUAUACAGUUCUGGCCAGUUCUUAUCUGUGUGAUGCAAGUGGGAGCCAUCGCGGGUCGUGGUGCAGUUGGCUUUCCUGUAGGAAGAGGGAACCCUUCUUCCUACAGAAGAGGAAAUGAGUCUUCGGUGAAUGACUUCUCACAGCAGCAACAGGGGUGUUGGGACACCCAGCGACUACCAGUGGAAGGUGGAGCCCCGGAGCAGAAAGGAGCAGUACCUGGGAUGCCAGGCAACUUCAGUGAGAUCAUGAUUGUGGUGCCUGGCCCAGACUGUGGAAGGGAAUACAAGAAAGCAAGUUUGCACGGAAGCAGGAGUCAAGCUGUGGAGCAGGAGAAUGAGGUAUUAAAAGGUGUGGGCCACAGUCCCCAGCAUGAAGAAAAUGACCAAAGAUCAUCAACCCAAAAGGAAAAAUCACUACAGCAGAAGAAUGAAGAUGAAACUAAAGUAGCAGAUAAGCCUGCCUGGGAGGCAGAAAAAAACACUGAAUCUAGAAGUGAGAGAUAUCAAAAUGGAACAGAAGCAUUUUUCUCUCUGGAAGACUUAUUUCAAUUGCUUUCAUCGCAGCCUGAAAAUCUACUGGAGGGAGUCUCACUGGGAGAUAUUACUCCUCUCCCCGGAAGUAUCAAUGAUGGCAUGAAUUCCCCCACACAUUAUAAUGUAAAUUUUAGCCAAGCUCUAAGUCAUGAUGUAAGUCUCCACGAGGCCAUGUUGCUAUGUUCUGACAAUACAUUUAGAAGGGAUCCAGUAGCAAGGACUUCACAGCCACAAGAACAAAUUCUACAGUUAUGUUCUCCUACUACCAAUACUGAACAGACCUUUCCUGGAACUAAUUUGACAGGAUUUCUUCGGUUUAUUGACAAUCAGAUGAGGAAUCUAAGCCAAGACCAUCUGUAUGACCUUGAUAUAAACAUAUUUGAUGAGAUAAACUUAAUGUCUUUGGCCACAGAAGGUUUUGAUCCAAUGGAAGUUUCUUGGCUGCUUGAAGAACCAGGUUAUGAUUCUGGGCUUUCCUUAGACUCAAGUAACAAUAGCACCUCUGUUAUCAAGUCUAAUUCUUCUCACUCUAUAUGUGAAGGUGCUACAGGUUCUAGCAGUGACCUUUCCCACCAUGACCUAGAAGGGGCUGUAGGAGGAUACUGUCCAGAGCCCAGUAAGCUUUGUCACAUGAAUGACAGGAGUGAUUGUCAUUUUCAUGGGGACUUUGCAUUUCAAUACGUAUCACAUAACCACACUUACCACUUACAGCCAAGUGCACUAGAAUCCACUUCAGCAUCUUUUUCAUGGCCUGGGAAGUCACAGAAAAUAAGUAGAUACCUGAAUGACACAGACAGAAACUUAAGCCGUGAUGAACGACGUGCUAAAGCUUUGCAUAUCCCUUUUUCUGUGGAUGAAAUUAUCCGCAUGCCUGUAGAUUCUUUCAACAGCAUGUUAAGCAGGCACUAUCUAACAGAUUUACAACUGUCGCUCAUCCGUGACAUUAGACGAAGAGGGAAAAAUAAAGUUGCUGCUCAGAACUGCCGAAAGCGUAAACUGGAUGUAAUUUUGAACCUGGAAGAUGAUGUAUGUAGCUUGCAAGCAAAGAAGGAAACCCUUAAAAGAGAGCAAUCCCAGUGUCACAAAGCUAUAAACAUAAUGAAACAGAAACUGCACCACCUCUACCGUGAUGUUUUUAGUAGGUUAAGAGAUGAUCAAGGUAGACCAAUCAGUCCAAACCAGUAUGCUCUUCAGUGCACCCAUGAUGGAAGUGUUUUGAUUGUACCCAAGGAAUUAAUGAUCCCAGGCCAGAAAAAGGAAAACCAAAAGGGAAAACGAAAAAAUGAGAGAAAAAAUUGAAGAUGGAUUCCACCAAUACACAUAAGCAGUUAGAAACUGAUAAAGGACCACAAAUCUGCUUCCAAGUUUAGCUCGUGUUAACUUUUAAGUACUGCAGCUUGAAUCACUCAGGAUGUUUUCAAGCUUAUGUGGACAAGUUUAGUUAUCAGUAUCAGACCUGAGGCAGAAGCCACAACUUCAUGAAGUCCUAAUAGUAUGUACAAACAAUGUGACAUGAAAACAGCCUACUUUGGUAGCCAUUUCUUAAAGAUGGUCUUUUUAAAAGAACACUGGAUGCAGUUAUAUUCAAAACAUGUUUUUUUGACUUAGAACACAAUUUAACCUUAAGGUUUUUUUCAGUUAGCACUGAAGUUUAGUGACUUUUCAAGAGCCUUUUAGCUUAAUUUUUAUGAAUACUUAACUUAUACAGCUUUUUCUGUGGAAAUAAACUUUAUAUUUGAUUUUAAAAA